Molecule: messenger RNA, 1875 nt
Organism: Pyricularia grisea
Lineage: Eukaryota; Fungi; Ascomycota; Sordariomycetes; Magnaporthales; Pyriculariaceae
Exons: 4
Coding region: 1-1875 (624 amino acids)
Source: RefSeq, a predicted model, not a curated record
AUGCUUCAAAGGCAGCAGACAUGCCACCACCACCACCACCACCAUCUUUGGUUGUCUAAUCUCGCCAUCUGUGUCGCUCUCUUCGCAGUUGCGGUAACCACAAUGUUUGUUACAGCGGUGCUCCUGACCAUGGCCGCCGGCGUCGCCUUGGUGUCGCCGGCGCCGCUCAACUGCCCGAUCCAGGGGCCGGCAUUCCCCAAGCCGCGCGACCUGGCCUCGUCGGCGACCAUGCAGGCCGCUUUUCGCAACCUUACGGCGACUUUUGAGGCGCAAGCGGCGGGUGAGGGCGGGGGCGACACGUCCUUUUCGGUCGAGCUGUGGUCCGUGUCCGACUCAGGGGGAAAGUCGCCGUUUGAGUUCCACCACACGGCACGGGAGCUGGCGGGCGUGCAAAACAAUCCAGGCGUCAAGCAUGUCAACGGGGACACGGUUUACCGCAUCGGGAGUCUGACCAAGAUCUUCACCGUCUACACAUGGCUGGUCGAGGCGGGCGACAAGGAUUGGAGCACUCCGAUCACGAGGUUUGUGCCAGAGCUAGCUAAGAUUGCCAAAGAGACGGCCGACGAAGUGAAGCGAGACCCGAUCAGGAAGACGAACUGGGACGAAAUUACUGUGGGGGCGUUGGCGAGCCAGCUAGCUGGAAUAAUACGUGACUAUGCUCAAGUAGGGGAGAUGGCAACGACAAUGGACGCCAGCACCCGCGCCGCCUUUGGCCUGCCACCGUUGCCACCGGCCGAUAUCCCGCCUUGCGGGCCGACCCGCGUGUGUGAUCGCACACAGUUUUUCGAUGGCAUGAAUAAAGUCCCGCCGCAAUAUGGGGCCAACAAGGCGACCGUCUAUUCAGACACGGCCUUUCAGAUCCUCGCAUAUGCGCUCGAGCAGAUUACAGGCAAGAAAUAUGCCAACAUGCUCCAAGACUCGGUGCUGGCUCCACUGAAGCUGAACAGGACUUCUCUGUUCAAGCCUGACGACUCGAUUGGCAUCAUCCCGACCACCAGCAGCAACGGUACUGUUGAGACGGGAUGGUCGUACAGUAUUGGUGAAGCUGCUCCUACAGGUAACAUGUACGCGUCUUCAUCGGACCUCUCGCGCGCGGGCCGCGCAAUCCUCUCCUCGGCGCUCAUGAGCCAAGCCCUGACAGCCCGGUGGCUCAAACCGGCAUCGCUCACGUCGGAGCUGAUAGCGGCGGUCGGGUACCCCUGGGGCGUGCGACGCAUCAACCUCUCGCGGUCGCCCAACUACAAGCGCGUGACCGACGCCUACAACAAGGCCGGGCGGAUCGGCAGCUACGCGGCCUUGAUGGCGCUACUGCCCGACUUUGACGCGGGCUUCAGCGUCAUGCUGGCGGGCAGGUCGCUCGUCGGCAAUCCGACCUUCAACUGGGCCGAUACCAUGGGCGGCGUGCUGAUCCCGGCACUCGAGCAGACGGCGCGCGAGCAGGCCGAUGCACUAUACUCGGGCCGAUAUACCGCGACCGGAGGCCUCAACUCGUCGCUCGAGAUAUCGACGUCACCCGACCGGCUAGGGCUCGGCGUCUACCGCUGGAUCAGCAACGGCACCGACAUGCAGAGGGCGGCGCUGUUCAUGGCUAACGGGGUCCCGCCGACAAAUCCGAGCAUUCGGUUGUACCCGACUGGAUUGGAAACGGCUAGGGAUGGCGGUGGGCGCAAGGUGGCGUUCAAGGCCGUGUUCGAGGAUCUGACGGGCCAGGCGACCGAUCUAAUGUUUACCACGGACUGUGGAACCUGGGUCGGGACAACCAGCGUGGUGGUGGGCGAUGUACCGCUCGAUCAGUUUGCAUUCAAUCUAGAUAGCCGGGGCAAGGUGGAGAGCGUAGAGCCAAUGGCGUUGAGGGUGGUUCUGAACAAGGGGUAG